CCGGUGCCUGCGCAAAAGGACAACUCUUUUUCUUUUUGUAUAAUUAAGGAAUCUGAACGCGAACCAGAGAAACAUCCGUAGCAUAUACUAGUACUGCCUACUGUAUGUAUGUAUAUAUAUAUGUAUAUAUAUAUACAUAUAUAUAUGUAUAUGUAGUCUGGGGGACUCCGGCUGCCUUUCGAAAUUCACAGAGGAUAAAGUUGCCUUGAUACGCCGGAGACGGGCACGUAUCAACGUCUGCUGUCUUAACAGAUUGUUGGGCUUCUCUCUCCGGCUUUAAAAACCCAAAUCCCCCCAAAAACCCAACACAACAACAGCAGCAACAACAGCGAAGCGGCAGCGGAGAGACUCUGACUUUAUCCGAUGCGGUUCGGUGCGUAAUACCGCGUCCGGCAGCGCGCUCGCGUCGCGGACCUUUGAUGGUUAGCAAAGCCGCCGCCAGUCCGCCGAAGCGCUCCUCUCCACGACGGGACCCGACCGACUGGAUUACCCACUUAGUCGACGCCGGCUCCCCGCCAAGCAUUAAGCCGAUGAUCGGCCACACGUAUCGGUUAUGACAGCCGCCUCGCUGACCCGCCGCUCCGCGUGAGAGGGUCCCCCGUAGUUCUCGCGCGCGCGCGCCCCGUCUGAGUAAACUUUGUAAUGUUUGGUCGGGAACCGGAGCAAAGCGUCGCUAUAGACCCGGUCCCGUCGCCGUCAGACACUCGCGGUUUCAGGCUGAUACGCUCCGCGUAGAUCACACAGCACACCCCCCCCAGUCACCGGGCUUUCUGGUUCCUGCCAGACUGCGAGGCGGGUUUUCUUUUUCUCGCGCUAGCUUAUUACCGCCGCGUCUAGUACGGCACGAGCUGAGCGCACAUCCUUAUGCUCACCCGCUGGACUUGACUGUGACGGUCGAGAAGGGAAGAGAGGGGGGGAGAAAAACCACCACACCAAAAAAAAAAAACACACCGCUCUCUCUCCUCCCAACAAAAAGAAAAAAAGAAAAGAGCCCCGCGCGUGUGAUAGCCUACCUGCAAGCCGAGUGAAGUGGAUCUGACCCACGCUGUUGUGAUGCAUAUCCCUGUAGACCCGACUACUACCAGACGGUUCACGCCGCCCUCCACGUCCUUCCCCUGCAGCAAGAUUGGAGACGGCAACGGGACCAUGGCCACCGCGGGGCCGCUCAGGCCACGGCCGGACACCAGGAAUGUAGUGGACGUGUUGGCGGACCACGCCGGAGAGCUGGUCCGGACUGACAGCCCCAACUUUCUCUGCUCCGUGCUCCCCUCACACUGGAGGUGCAACAAGACGCUCCCCGUGGCUUUUAAGGUUGUGGCGCUUGGUGACGUGCCGGACGGGACUCUGGUCACGGUGAUGGCCGGCAACGACGAGAACUACUCGGCCGAGCUGCGGAACGCGUCCGCCGUCAUGAAGAACCAGGUCGCGCGCUUCAAUGACCUGCGCUUCGUUGGCCGCAGCGGAAGAGGGAAGAGCUUCACCCUGACCAUCACGGUGUUCACCGGCCCUCCCCAAGUGGCCACCUACCACCGCGCCAUCAAAGUCACCGUAGAUGGACCCCGCGAACCACGCAGGCACAGGGUGAAGAUAGAGGAUUCCCAGAAGCUGCAGUUUUCUGAUCGGCUGUCAGAGAUUGAGCGCUACCAGCGGAGUAUGAGGAUAGGUCCGGUCAACAACAACCCCCGUCCCAUCCACCAGAGCCACCUCGGCACCACACAAGGACCUCUGUGGCCAGAGCAGAUGGACUCUCCCUCCCUGAAGACAUGCAAGGUGGAGGAGGACCUGAGAGCAUGGCCAGGGACUACGGAUCUGUUCAACCAGAGGACCACCUUCCCGUCUCUGUCCCCGCUGACUGACCCUCGCUUCUCAGACCCCCGCAUGCACUACCCCGGGGCCUUCACCUACUCCGCCAACUCCUCCACCACCGGCAUCGGCGGCCUCAGCAUGUCGGCGUCAUCCCGGUACCACACCUAUCUGCCGCCGCCGUACUCCAGCAACCAGUCCCAGAACUUCCAGUCCAACUCCUACUUGUAUUACGGCACGGGCUCCGGGUCGUACCAGUUCUCCAUGGUGGCACCGGGGAACACCGGGGGCGAGCGCUCCCCCACCCGCCUGCUGUCCUGUUCGGGAGCCACGGGCGCCGGAGGGGCCAACAGCCUGAUGAACCCAGGCCUGAACAACCAGAGUGAGGGGGUGGAAGCGGACGGCAGCCACAGCAACUCCCCCACGGCCAUGAGCGCCUCGGGCCGCAUGGAUGAGUCUGUCUGGAGGCCCUAUUGACUGACAGGCAGCUAGACGGAGAGAGGGUGCGGGAGAAGUGAGAGAGGAAAAUGUAAAGAAGAUGAGGCACAAAGUAAACCCCCCGCCCAAAAAAAAAAACAAAGAAAAAGAAGAAAAACAACCCAAAACAAAAUGCUGCAUGUUUGUCUUUUAUUUCUCCGGCACUCGCUUUAAAGCCUUUCUGCAUUUUACCGACUGACUGCCAGACUUCCAUGUGUUGUUGUUGUUUUUUUUUUUUUUUAAGUUUUCAGUGAACUCCUGCACUGUGCAAGGAAAAAAAUAGGUACUCUUAAAGGACUAUGAAAGCCAUAUAGGUCGAGAUGAUGUUUUAGCUGAAAUUGUACAUAGAAGUGAUGUUAUAACCAGAGAAGCCAUAGUAAUAUAUCAGGAUUUGUCCGGUACACAAACAGGAACAUUUACCAAAGACACUCUCUGGGAAACACAACAACCGGGUACCUUCAGCCCGUACAGCUGACGGGCAACGGAUGAAACGGUAACGCAGCCCUAACAGUCGAUCAAGGAAAGCGAAGCGGCUUGGCGACGGGGGGCGGACGGACUGCUGCGCCUUUGCUCCGGGAUCGUCCCUUACACGCGGCGUCUGUACCGGGCCUGUGCAAGAUGACCCGUUUUCACUUUUUAUCUUUGGGAGUUUUUGAUAAAACGAGCUAUUCCAUCCUCAGUUGUGAGAAGAACAACAAGAUCCUCAAUUGCAUUCGGGACUUUUUCGGGUCCCCUCGGUACUUACAGUAUACAUUACCUUCGAAACUUAAUUUAUUAUGCAAGAAAAAAAAAAAGACAACCCGGGCUUUUAAUGCGAUGGUAUGCAAUUGACAUUUGGAAGAGACCUUCUUCAUUCAGUGACUUUUUUUUUUAUUUUUUAUUUGUGAUCAACAUUUUGAGCAGCGUACGAGACUAAAGCAGAAAGGUGUUUUGUAAUAUUUUCCACACGAACAUUUUUGUCCUGUUGUGCAUCUAUUGUUUGGUUCACGCUUAAAUUUCCCAUUGGAAUCCGAUACUGAAAGUUGUCCUAGUGUAGUGUUUAUUGUCAACUGGAUGACAUUGUUUACCUUUUUUUUUCUUCUUUUUUUUUUAAUAUUUAUUUGAGCCAAAUUCUGAGGAAAUGUCCACAUAUAUCCAAAUCCUUGAGCAUUUCUCUCUACCUUCUCUUUUUUAUAUUCCAUUUUUUUUGUUUAUUUGUUGUUUAAUAUGAAAUUGGAAUUUGUGUAAUAUAUUGCUCCUAAAUUAUAAAAAAAACAAAACUUUUAAUGUUAUUAUUUUUUGUUUUCAAAUGUAGCUUUGAUGCACUAAAACUUUUAUUCCUUACGAACCACGCCCGACAUUAUCUCUGCCAAUGGGAUUAGAUUCCUGAUCUUUGAAACAAUUUCCCAAUUGUCUCCUUGCGCAACAUAAGCCAUUGUUUUAAAUUUUGCACUAUGUUUAGACAUUUUAUUUCUCUUUACCGUUCAUGCAGUCGCAAACAAACGACAUCUGUUUCCCUCGGUAAAACACAAAACAGAACAAAACGUCGCAUUUUCGUGUCCAUAUAGCUGCUCCACUCGAUGAAAGUGUCCUCGUUACAAACGAAACCAUAACAACUUAAUUAGUGAUCACAUGAUUUCAUGCACGCACCCACACGCACACAGACACACACAGACACACAUAGACACACACAUUCCUGCACCACAGUUGUGAAAGUGCACAUUCCCACUAUCCCAAGGGCUUUUCCCAUGCUGUAACACAUACGAUCCCUUCUAUCUCUAGAGGAGGAAGAGUGCGUGGAUGAAGGGAUAGAGGGAGGAGGCGGGGAAAGAGUGGUAUCUUCUUACUAACACCAAGGGCAAUCAUGCAAAAGCCAGGCCCUUGUCGUGCACGGGCCCCUUUGUUCUGUGCAAGCAGUCUGUCCUUUGAAGCCUUUAUGGUCCUGAUUUCUGUCUUUUCUGUUGUAAUUUACUGAUCAUUAGUGCCAAGGGCUCAUGGCUCUGCCAACGAUUGAUAUGUCUGCACAGAACAUCUUUUUAUGAGCCAUGCUGAGCCACUUAUGGCAUGUAUCAGGUAUCUCACGUCUACUAAGGGAGUCUUCCAUGCGAGGGAAGGGGAGCAGCAUCACUGCCUCUGAAAGAUGAGCACGUUGCUGGCGAAAAACUAAAUACCCAUUUCGAAUUGCAACGUAAAUGCAGAUGAGGGAGGCUAAAAAAAAACAAAAAAAAGCUAGCAAUUUUUUUUCUUUUUGCUCAGGAACAACAGAAAAAGUUAUGCAAAGCCUAUUGCGGACCCCACAUGUAGACCCUCUGCCUUAUUUGCCUUUUUGACAAUCGGUGACAAUGAAAACUCAUUCCUAUCUUCCUUUGAGUUGGAGGAAAAAGCUUUGCAUGUCAUGCAGCUCACUUCCUCUAAAAGGCCUUACUUUUUAUGGGCAACCCUCAUGCAGCUAGAGAAACCAUUUGUUUGGGUUCCAUCGAAAUACCAAAGAAAUUCAUGACCGCCUGUGAGAUUGUAAGGACCCCCGAUGACAGGGAUGAUUUGUGGUACAUGGUUGAUGCCUCGACUGGUCUCUGAUAUUGCUCUGUAUACAUGAGAUUGUAUCUGGCUAGAUCUGUCGAAGGGCUGCAGAGACAGAGAGGCCAAAUUGCAUUGUAUUUCAUUGUAUACUGGAUAAAAGAGCACAAUGCUGUUGUUUUCUUGUUUCGACGUUUCUUUUUAAAAGAACCUUUUCAUCUUGGUAUUCCGUACUCUUAAUUCACCUUGCUCUCUUUAUUUUCCUUUAUGCUCCAAGCAUGUGUCUGAAACUGAUAUGUUAAUUUAAGAAUCUCAUCCGUGUAUGUAAUAUCCUUAAAGACUCCGUAUUAAGAGCUUGUAAAGUGUGCGGAUAAUGUAGUUUUUAAUCAUUUUAAUUAAAAAAAGACCUAUCUCA
Lampris incognitus (smalleye Pacific opah) is the source of this 5191-nucleotide messenger RNA. It is a transcript of the gene runx3, whose product is annotated as RUNX family transcription factor 3. The record is from RefSeq and is a predicted model, not a curated record. Gene Ontology annotation, cellular component: nucleus. Lineage: Eukaryota; Metazoa; Chordata; Actinopteri; Lampriformes; Lampridae. Gene Ontology annotation, molecular function: ATP binding; RNA polymerase II cis-regulatory region sequence-specific DNA binding; DNA-binding transcription factor activity, RNA polymerase II-specific. The coding region runs from base 1054 to 2280 and encodes 408 amino acids. Gene Ontology annotation, biological process: neuron differentiation; regulation of cell differentiation; regulation of transcription by RNA polymerase II. The transcript has 6 exons.